UUCAGUUGAUUCGAGGGAAGCAUCGUUGGACCAAGUGUGCUCAGAUACUUUUGUUGUGUCGUGUCUUCUGGGCAUUAUUGGAAGUCCUCGAAAUCUAAUGGCUGUUUACGCACUUCACUUCAAAGGCUGACUCGAGCGUGUGCGAAUAUAUUUGAGUGACAUCGGUGCGAUCAAACGAACUGCACGCGGAUUUGAAAGCCUCACUAACACAAGGAUCAUGGUGAGAGACUGAUUGGCAACAAAAACUUUUCUCUGCGUAAAAUGUAUUGCGAGGAUGCUGUUUAGCUAAUGAAUGUAGCUGUCCCAGUUUAAAUCGGAAGUGGAGCUAUUUCCUCCAGGAAAAAGGUUGAAAAGUAGCCUUUUCCACGUGGAGGACAGGAACUUGAACGUGGAUUGACUCGGGGGGAAACAAUUGUGCACGUAAUAAGCGCUGUGCUUCGUUUCAUCUAUCAGAUUCAUUGGAACCACGGGUGAAAAAAUGCGUUUUGUGAGCUCAUUGAUAUGUUGUAAACUUGAAGAAUCCAGGGAAAAUACGACUCUGCUUCGUUUGUGGUUUUUCUUUGCUGUCCUUGUUUCAAAUUCAGCCUGUCCUGACAAAUGCGUCUGUUUCACAUCCACGGUAAAAUGUGUGAACCAGGGCUUAUUCAUGGUUCCGCAACCAUUGCCAGUAAACACUAAAACCCUGUUUAUUACUGGGAACAACAUUUCCCAUCUCACAACUGGGUCUUUCCCUGUGCUUCUUGAGCAGUUAACAGACUUGUAUCUCACGGGAAACCAGGUGGAGCUGGUGGGCCACAAUGUAUUCAACAACUUGCCAAAUCUCAGGCUGCUAGACUUGAGUAACAACAGGAUUCUGAAUUUUAGUGCUCAAGCCUUCCCUGAUUACAACAAACUGCUGGAUCUUAACCUCAGCAGGGCUUUUUACAACCAUUCUUCCAUGGAUGAGCUCUUCAGCCUGCUACGGAGUGGCAGAGCCCUUCAACUUACCCGCUUAGACCUGUCUAACAAUGACCUGGUUGUCCUCCCUGAGGGCAUGUUCUCCCACCUCUCCAACCUCACCAUCCUCAACCUACAAAACAACUCCCUCAUUUUCAUCCGGAACGGGACGCUGAGUGUUCCUCCGCUCCGUGAGCUAGACUUGAGGGACAAUGCCCUGAGGGAACUACCCAACACUACACUGCUGGACUUCAGCCUCAAGCCUGGGCUUCAGGUGCAUCUGGCAGGGAACCCUUGGCUCUGUGACUGCAAUAUCGAGGACCUUGUGGCCUGGCUGAAGAGCUCCGAGCAGGUCGCAGACAAGCAGAAUAUGACCUGUUCUGACCCUGAGGCUAUGCGGCAGUUACCGUUGCUCCAGAUAGAGGACUUGGAGUUGGAGUGUACCUUUUCAGGUGAAAUGAAAAGUGUGCUGGAGACCUCGUAUGUCUUCCUGGGCAUGGUGCUGGCCUUGAUCGGAGUGAUAUUUCUGCUGGUCCUCUACCUCAACAGGAAGGGGAUAAAGCGGUGGAUAUACAAUAUUCGGGAUGCGUGCAGGGACCACAUGGAGGGCUACCAUUACAGGUAUGAGAUCAGCUCGGACCCCAGGUUGGCCAACCUCAGUCUCAACUCAGACAUUUAAGAGGACCGCUAUGUGAACCAGGGUCCUCACAGUGACUGAGGCAUUAUGACUUGUCAAGAGCAAGAUAUGCAUGAGCGACUCUGUAGUUCCGCGGGGCUACAGCCUGCCUGCACCCCCCCCCCCCAUAGUACUGUCCAGACUUCUACACCAGUCAUGACUCUUAGUAGCCUCGGUCAUGACGACCCACAAUCUGCCACCACGCAUGCCCUUGGCCCCUGCAAUGCAGUGUCUGAUUGUUUGUUUUUACACCUUUUCAUGAACAUCAACUUUCCAUGGACUGAGAAUCAUGACUCAGAUGGGGUUUGUGAGAGGGCUCUCUGUAAUAUAACAUUUUCCCUUCCUUGAGCAAAAGAGGGUGGUACGUAGAACCCCAACUAAACAGACUUAUUUUGACUGGUAGUAACUAGGCUAUAUAUAUAUAUAUAUAUCCUUUCUGCUGGUUAUAUUUUAAACACUUUUGUUUCUACUUUCCUCCCACUGCACAGUGUUGCUAUGCUUGUUUAGUUGUAUUUAUUCCUUUUUAAUAUAAUUAUUACAGCACUUGCUAAUUUGUCUCACUAGUAUUGCACUUGUUAGGUGGACAUUCAACAUUUUUCAUGAUGUACAGCUGAA
Messenger RNA from Salvelinus namaycush (lake trout), 2227 nucleotides. Its product is annotated as trophoblast glycoprotein-like. The record is from RefSeq and is a predicted model, not a curated record. NCBI's taxonomy places the organism in Eukaryota, Metazoa, Chordata, Actinopteri, Salmoniformes, Salmonidae. Gene Ontology annotation, molecular function: protein binding. Gene Ontology annotation, biological process: negative regulation of canonical Wnt signaling pathway. Gene Ontology annotation, cellular component: plasma membrane. The transcript has a single exon. The coding region runs from base 479 to 1615 and encodes 378 amino acids.